AAGAGGCGGGAGAGGGAGCAGGAGGGGAGUGCUCCGGUCCAAGCCUUUAUAUUGAGCAGCCAACAUGCGACCCCCACACACAAGGCUCCCUGGAGGCAAAGAGCAGCAAGGACCCCAACCCAGACGAGCACACGUCUUGUAGAGCUCCCGUCCUUUACUUUGGCCUCCCGGGAACACUCCAAGGACUAAUCCGCAGCAGACUCACUACAAUGGCGCCCCCCAACCCUUGUCUCCUGGUGGCCCCCGCGGCUUCUGUCCAGACGGUUCUGCUCGGCUUCCUCCUCCUCGUCCAGGUGGCAUUGGCUUCAGGUACAUCAGAUGUAGUAUUAGCACACAACAUAACCUGGAAAUCCAUUGACUUCAAGACCAUAUUGGAAUGGGAGCCCAAACCAGCCAAUUUCGUCUACUCAGUUGAGAUAAGUACCAGAUGGGGAGACUGGAAAAAGAAAUGUUUUCAAAUAAAAAAAACAGAAUGUGAUCUCACAGAUGAGAUGAAAAAUGUAAGGGAAACGUACGUUGCUCGAAUCCUUUCUGAAAAAGCAGUAAAGUCAGAUGAAGAUCCUGAAGAACCCCUGCAUGCUAAUGCACCUUACUUCACACCUUACUUAGACACAAACCUUGGGCAGCCAAGAAUUCAAAGUUUUGAACAAAAUGAUGCAAAGUUGAAAGUGACAGUUCAAGAUUCCAUUACAUCGUUUAGACGUGAUGGGACCUUCCAAACCCUCCGUCAGAUUUUUCACCAGGAUCUAAAUUACACACUUUAUUACUGGAGGGCUUCAAGUACUGGAAAGAAAUCAGUAAAUACGGACACAAAUGAAUUUUUGGUUGAAGUGGACAAAGGAGAAAGUUAUUGCUUUAACGUUCAGGCAGUCAUUCCAUCUCGGAGAGCAAAGCAGAAGAGUCCAGAAAGUGCAAUCCAUUGUACCAGCCAAGACAAAGUUGUGUUUAAAGAAUUGUUUUUCAUAGUUGGAGCUGUGCUUUUUGUCAUCAUCAUCCUUGUCAUUAUCCUCUCUGUGACACUAUACAAAUGCUCAAAAGCAAGAGCUAAAAGGAACAGGAUGGAAAACUCACCACUUAACAUUGCGUAAUGGAGGCACCAUUACUACCACUGUUGACUGCUACAGAAGCUGCAUCUUACUGUGAUGGGAAAGCUGAUGGUACUUAGAAGACAACACCACUCUGGGGAGAAUUGCUGUGAUGGAGCUUGGGAAGGUAGCCUUCAAGUUCAAAGGGGGAAAAAUCCUGUUUCUCUAUUUCUUACUGCACUCAUCAUUCUUGUUUAAGUUAUCUCCCUAACUCACUUUGGAAAUCAGUGAAUGGUACAGCCAGCGUCUCAAAUUUUAUUUUAUUAUUAUUAUUUUUAACACUACCACUCCUGAACUUGUCAGAUUUUAGACUCUAUAAUCUUCUUGCAAGUUGAAAUCUGGUCUCCAGGUCUUUGAAGCACUGGGUGGAAUUUGGAAGCAUCAGUGAGAAGCUGACAUGAAACCGUGCAAGAAGGCAUGCCGUGCCGUGGGUAGAUCUGUUUCUACUACAUGUCAAUCUUGAUUUCUGCAUCCCAUCCUGCAAGUUUGGAAAGGCAGAGGUUUUCAGAGCUGCAUUUUUACAAUAAGACUUGUGGUAUUUGUGCUGGUUACAUUCUUCCUUUUCCUAUCUCUGCCACUCUGUAAGUGCAGGAAAGGAAAAGUUAGACCCGAGGGGAAGGAAAACUCUCCAUAAACCUAACGGAAGCAUCAACACAACUCUUGACUACUGCAAAUGCUGCAUAUGGACCAGACUGACAUUAACAUGUUUGUUACGGACACUUUAAAACCAAUGGCUUGAGUGUUCUAAUAUGCCAUAAGGUUUAGCACUUUAACAGACCUAAGUAAUGUUGCUUAAACACUUGAUAGAUAUUCUAUUUUUGUAAUAAGACUACUAUAUAAAUGAACCAUCUCAGUUAUGAUUUGAGGUACUUUAGGCCCUCAGGGUCAGUGUCUAUUAUAUGUGUUGUCUGUGUUUAUGGAAAGGAUUUGUAUUUGGGGAUUUCUAUUUAUGUCUAUAAUAUAUAUUUGUAUAUAUUGCAGUAAUUUAUUUAAUAUGCUUUUAU
Molecule: messenger RNA, 2089 nt
Organism: Phascolarctos cinereus (koala)
Lineage: Eukaryota; Metazoa; Chordata; Mammalia; Diprotodontia; Phascolarctidae
Gene: F3
Product: coagulation factor III, tissue factor
Biological process (GO): cytokine-mediated signaling pathway; blood coagulation
Cellular component (GO): plasma membrane
Molecular function (GO): cytokine receptor activity; protein binding
Source: RefSeq, a predicted model, not a curated record